This is a messenger RNA of Gymnodraco acuticeps, 5320 nucleotides long. RefSeq names its product probable ribonuclease ZC3H12C. The record is from RefSeq and is a predicted model, not a curated record. NCBI's taxonomy places the organism in Eukaryota, Metazoa, Chordata, Actinopteri, Perciformes, Bathydraconidae. The coding region runs from base 456 to 3206 and encodes 916 amino acids. Gene Ontology annotation, cellular component: nucleus; cytoplasmic ribonucleoprotein granule. The transcript has 6 exons. Gene Ontology annotation, molecular function: RNA endonuclease activity; mRNA binding; metal ion binding.
GCCUCAGGACAUUGCACUCUGCUUCUCAACCAAAAACAAGGCUGUUCUCAUAGGAUUGCUGCUACCAGGAAACUAAUUUUGCUCAGACUCUUGGAUUGAAUCAAAGCUUUACUUUCUCCAACUCUUUAAGUACUGGAUACUGGAGAUUGGAUACUGAGAUGUUGCUUGAAUAAGGAAUUUUGGGCUUAAUUUACAACCACCAUUAUUGGGAAACUCCCCCUGAAGUUAUUUUUGACUUUGUGCUUUAUUGUUGGAAUGACCAAAGGUACCGUUGCUGGAAAGAAUUUGUAGGAGUUGUUGCCUUCCCUGUUUGGCUGCGUUUCUGUUUUCUUGGAGCUGUGAGCUUCACUCCCAGAACAAGUCAGUGAGCUGUUUUCUACCUGCAGUAACAGUGGGGUCUGUCAGGUACUCAGGAGGUCACGGAGGACGUGGAGCUGGAUGUAUGAGACAGCUUCAUGGGCGUGAAGGACCAUCUGGAGGAUGGAACAGGCCACAUGCAUAGCCUGGAGCUGGAUCUGGACUACCUCCACGUGGAAGGUGCUGAACGGCAGGUCGGCCUGAGCACUGUGACGGUCGCUGGUAAUUUAGGGGUCUUACAGGUCACAGAAGGUGCCCAGAGUAACAGCAGUAACAGUAGCACAAGCUUUAGUACUAAUUCAUGCUACAGCAGCAGCAGUAGUUGCAGUAACUUCUCUGACAGUGACGAUGAGCGGCUCCAGAAUGGGUCCAAUUCAGAAACUCCAAACCCUCAGCAAGAACAGCAGGAUGUACACCUCCAAGAGUCCUCUUCAGUCUUUCAGACAGUCAGGCUGGACCUGUCUCCGAACCGAACCCCUGCAGACCCCCCACAGCCAGAAACAUCAUCUCCCACUGACCCCGCCACAGAAUACCGCGCCAAAGUGGAGUUUGCUCUCAAGCUAGGCUACUCUGAGGCGCUGGUGCUGCUGGUGCUGAGGAAACUGGGCCCCGACGCACUCAUCAAUGACAUCCUGGGUGAGCUGGUCAAACUGGGAACCAAGACAGAGAUGGAGCAACAAGGAGGUUCCACUGCCUCCCAGUCUCUUUCCUCCUCUCCUUUGUCCUCUUUGAACGGCUCCUUCGCCUCCUCUAACAACUCCUCUCUGGACUCCUGUCGGAUGCUGUGUCCGUCCCAGCUUCUGGACGACAAAGAGAACCUCAGACCAGUUGUUGUUGAUGGAAGCAACGUAGCCAUGAGUCAUGGAAAUAAGGAGGUAUUCUCCUGCCAAGGCAUCCAGCUUGCUGUUGAUUGGUUUUUGGAGCAAGGCCACAGAGACAUAACUGUUUUUGUCCCUGCCUGGAGAAAAGAGCAGUCCCGCCCCGAUGCUCUUAUCACAGACCAAGACGUCUUACGGCGACUAGAGAAAGAGAAGAUUCUGGUCUUCACUCCGUCUCGCCGUGUGCAGGGACGCAGAGUGGUUUGCUACGAUGACCGCUUCAUCGUCAAACUGGCCUACGAGUCCGCCGGCAUCAUUGUUUCCAAUGACAACUACCGUGACUUGGCCAAUGAAAAGCCAGAGUGGAAGAAAUUCAUUGAUGAGCGUCUACUGAUGUACUCUUUUGUAAAUGACAAGUUCAUGCCACCAGAUGACCCUUUGGGACGACAUGGACCCAGUCUGGAGAACUUCCUGAGGAAAAGGCCUAUUAUUCCUGAGCACAGGAAGCAGCCGUGUCCUUAUGGUAAGAAAUGCACAUAUGGCCACAAGUGCAAGUUUUACCACCCUGAAAGAGGCAGCCAGCCCCAGCGUGCCGUGGCUGAUGAGCUUCGUGCCAGUGCCAAAAUGUCAUUAGUAGCUUCUAGAGGCCUGCUGGAAGAUGCCCUGACAGUGAAAAGCCAAAGUUACGGUGUAGCAGUAGGAAUGGCCGAGGCUGAGCCAAAUCAGAGCACCCCAAAGAAACAGCCGAACCCCAGCCUUCAGAGCUCCUUAACUGACCUCGUGGAGGACAGGUUUCGUAUCCAGUCCAAAGUGGAUGGGCGUCGGGGAAGCAGCAGUAGCAGCAGCAGCUGUAGCAGCAGCGUUAUUGGGUAUCCUGCUCCAGGCGGGCCCCCGUCAUUAGGAAGCUUUGACCACUGGGAGCAUCCUGGGGUUACUGGUGGAGGGAGGGCUUCUGGAGCCUCUGGACCAAGCCAGGCUGAAACCUACCACAGAUGUGAGUCUCCAGAGCCUAGCUACAGCUCAAUGGUAAAGAACUACUCCAGCCUCGGUCUGGUUGUGCCACAGAGUCCUGAACGCUUCUUCCCUGCUGAUCUGAGAGGUGGAUCGCUGCUGUCAGACUUUGGCAGUGAAGGAAGCUUAAGCUCAGACUCUUUCUCCCCUGACCCCGUGUUAGACGAUGGCCACAAGUGCCACCAUCACCACCACCAUCCUCACCACCAUCAUCACUGCUCUGGCCAGUUUUCCCACGCUGUAAGCCGUGUUCCUCCUGGAUUUGGCCAGCAUCCUCAUGGCUAUCCUGUUCCUCAAGCUCUGCGGAGAAAACAUGAUUAUGUCCUUGAAGACCUGCCAGCUUCUGUUACCUCUCAUGGAUCUCCUCGUCCCUUCCAGUCCCCUUCAGCCUACAUCCCACCUCACUUUCAGCAUCCAUUUGGGAGCAGUUUCCAAGGGGAAUUUUCAGCUCGGUCACCCCAAACGGCUCACUCCCACGUUCAGAACUCCCCUCUUGGCCGCAAUUUGAUGGGCUCCGUUUGGCAGGAUGGUGGGCUCCAGGACUCCCAAAUGUACAAGGGGUCGCCACUUCAAUCCCGAAGGAACCACUCUGUGAUUAACCCACCACUACAGCAUCAGAUGAACUGGGACCCACAUUACCAGCAGUCCCCUAAGCCUUGUUAUGAUCCGUAUGCUUUCCAGAGCCUUCCAGAAGUCCAUGAGAAGGCUUGGCACUCUCCUUGGGGCAGGCAAACCCAUUCGUCACCGCAUGGCCUUUCAGCAUCAAGUCUUCCACCCGUUCACCAGUUAUCCCUUCCACCCAUUACUACCCACAAAAGCCACCUGCCCUCAGUGCCUCAGCACCAGGAGCCUCCUGCCUUAGGUCGAUACCAGGACCUCAGGGAGAGGGUGUUUGUUAACUUGUGCCGCAUCUUCCCGCCAGAUUUAGUGAGGAUGGUAAUGACCAGGAAUUCUCAUAUGGUGGAUGCUCAGGAGCUUGCAGCUGCGAUUCUGAUGGAGAAAUCGCAGCACGGUUCUUGAAUGAAGUUACAGUUUCAUCUUAACUGAGAUGUCUUCUGCAGGUUUUCUGCCUUCGGUCAUCUUAGUUAUUCAAGUCAGGUUGGACUUACAUAGACCAAAAGCACAAGAUACAAAGCUCCUUAAGUUGUUAAUGGACUGCUUCUUUUAUUGCAGGGAAGUCUUGUUAAUUCUAAUGGUAUUUUUUGUAAAGGGAGAUCCCCAAAUUGCCAUAUUUUUCUAUAAUAUGUCUGCUAUUUCAGCACUUAAGAUCAGGUAAAGUCGGGGUUUAAUUUUAUUGUUUGAGCAAGGGAAAUUGGGGUGCUUAGGGAGGCUUUAAAUGUGUCAUAAAGGGUGACAGUGUUGUCAAUUUUAAAUUAAUUAAUUUGUUAUAUUUUAAGUUAUUUACAUAUUUUGAAAUUAUUAUGUUUUUUUGCACUUUUUUGUUAUUGCUGUGUUCUCGCAGCUUUUCUUUUCGGCAAUCAUAUCAGGGUAUAGCUCAAAUUCGUACUUUCCAUCUGGGUGAAAUACUUCUGUUUUCCAGUCACUGAGAUGAUGACAGCUUGGGGUGUGUAAAGGAAUCUACUAAAUUAUAAAACUUAAAUACACAUUUUGAAUAUUUUCCUACCGUAUUCAAUGCUCAGAUUAGCUCAACAAAUGAAGCAAGGGUUUCUCUGUAUACUGACAGGUGGCCGAUCAGUUGAUAUUUGGUGGAUUUUCCCCACAGGGAAGUGAAACUCAAGAGGCACCCACAAAAGAAGAUAGCAAAAACUCCACUCGAAAACCCCAAGCUGUUGUUCACUUUCACAAAAAGAGUUUAUUUCCUCUGGUAGGAUAGCCCUGUCAGCUGACUUCACGCUUUAUCAGCUUUCAGUGCUGACUUCUUUUUUUGUUUGCAACACAACUUCUGUUCUAUCUUUAAAUCAUGUCAAAGUUCAAUAUCAUAUGACUGUGGCAGUAGAGCAUGGUCACCAUAAAUGUUUAGGUGAGAGAAGAAGAUUGUUGGUAUUUUUAUGAUUUUAAUUUAAAAUACGUGUUAAUUUAUUACCUUUAAUGUGUGUGAAUGUCUGUCUUGCAUGAAACACAGGGUCUCCUUUGUCAGUGGUGACACCAAAGGGAAGGUUCAGCCCCUCAAAUAGGGUAUAACUCCCUUGUGCCCCUCUGUUACAUUCAUAGCUUUGCAGUAAAAGACAGGACAGGUGAAAGUUGGAAAACGCCUUCUUAAAAGUCAAAUCUUCCCUCAGAGUAUGACAACACUGGAAAUACUUGUACUUAGAUCGUAGAUUUUAGUUUCACAAACCUUUUUCUCAGAGGCUCUGAUUAUCUCAUUGGUUAAAUUACAACUUAAUGGUUGAGUAAAUAAAUACAUGAGGUUAAUUUAAAAAACGAUAAGUGGUAAUAAUCUUUUUAAAUUAAUUUCUGACCAUCAAGCAGCAUGGUCAUCAGAAUACAAUUAUUAAGGCAGCAGUAAGCUAAUAUGAAUUGUUGAAAUGUGGCAGCCUAGAUGGCUUUUUUCUAUGUAUUAAUUGAAUUAUCACACUUAAACAAAUCUCUAUGUAAUCUACAUUUUUUUUUAAAACAAUCGGAAGAGAUAAUUAGUAUAAUUUAUAUAAUAACAGAUAUUUGUAUUACUACUAUUUCAUUACCAUGUCAACCAAUGGGAUUAUCUCAAUGUCUGAAGAACUGUUUGGAGAACUAAACUAACUUUUGCCUGAUUAUCUUAAUAUCUAGUAGCCAGAUGACACUUCUCUUUGUUGAUACAAAUUGUAUCCUAUAAACAUUUUUAAGAUCAUAAGUUUUAUAAAAGAAUAUAUGAAAAAAAUAUAUAUUUCGAGUUGAAUAUUUUGAGUAUUUGUGGCAAACUUUGUCACCUUUGGUACUUAGCCUAUAUUUAUAUGAGGGGUUUUUUUAUUCCCUUUUUUCAAUGGGCAAGAAACAGAAACUGAUAUUGUUUCUUUAAACUGAAAGCAUGAUACAAGCAUGGUACUGUGUAGCCCAAAAGCUACUGACCGUGGUUGAAAGGUGUUAAAAAUAACAAAUAUGGUUAAAAGGGGAUGUAGUCUUAUUUCUCAUGAGACAGAUUGGAGCCUUGCUAGUGUCACAGUCCACCACAGAACAGCAUUUCUGAAACCUUUGGA